Messenger RNA from Didymella exigua CBS 183.55, 624 nucleotides. RefSeq lists its product as uncharacterized. NCBI's taxonomy places the organism in Eukaryota, Fungi, Ascomycota, Dothideomycetes, Pleosporales, Didymellaceae. The record is from RefSeq and is a predicted model, not a curated record. The transcript is spliced from 2 exons. The coding region runs from base 1 to 624 and encodes 207 amino acids.
AUGCUCGCACUCGCCCUCGAGGUAGUUGCGACUCCUUUUCCACAGGCUUCGGUCUUGCAAGACUCACAGCUCUUCACACUCCGCGCCAAUUGCUCGGACGAGCCCUGGCAUGGACGUUACCUCGUGAACCUCCCCACCAGCCACCGCUUGGGACUUGAGAACUUCACCGUACACCCAGAGACGCCAGGACUCAAGUUUCUCCCCAUUCUUCUUCGCGAUGAUGAUAACAAGUACGCUUUGCGAGGCGAGGCUGUGGGCGAUGACCUCUCCAGAACCCCUUACCUCGCCGCUCUCACCAACAAGGCGACUCGCACCGUCAGUAUGAAGAUUGUUUACCUCCCAACGCCUCUACGCGAGUCCUUUGACACGCAGACCGACGCUUGCCCCAAAGGCUACGACUGCACUGCCGAUCAAUGGACUUUCGAUGAGCCUACGCCAACGCCUGGAGGUAGGCGAAAUAUUUACUACAAUCUUAGAUUUGGCGGUUUUAAAGGCAGCUGGGAGCCAUUCAAGGAUGCAGGCAAAGAGGGGUGGCACGUGUACUGGAAGGGCAAUGCCGGCAUGUACCACCAUGUGCAAUUUGAUCUGGUCCCCGUUGUGAGUGGGAAUGUCCGCGUCGACUGA